CUGAAAUAUACCGGGCCACUUACGUUCCUCGACCGUGAAUGGUGAAAGGCUGUCUAGUUGCUUUCGACAACUCACACCAACUAUUGGCGAAGUUGUGGAGGCUAGUCUGCGUUUCCGCUGUAUUCCUUCGGAAUUACAUGUUCCUUGCUGGAAUUGUGCUUGGUGAAGGGGAACAUAGACUAAUGCUCAAUACGUUUGAGGAUGCAUCAAGUUAUUGAAACGUAAGGUCACACUAUGCUGGAAAAGGUUGUCAGAACACCUUUGUCUGGUCGAGGUGUCCCUUAGUUGGCAAAAUGAUAUAGGAUGAGAAGGAC
Mollisia scopiformis is the source of this 314-nucleotide messenger RNA. RefSeq lists its product as uncharacterized. Lineage: Eukaryota; Fungi; Ascomycota; Leotiomycetes; Helotiales; Mollisiaceae. Bases 39 to 218 code for a protein of 59 amino acids. The transcript is spliced from 3 exons. The record is from RefSeq and is a predicted model, not a curated record.